AUCGCUACAACGUCGCAUCUUUUAUCCGAGGGGUACAAGACGUAUAAACCGACGUCAAUGUCCCGUCUGAACAUACGAGCCUCUUGAGCAACACCGCAUAAGCGAUCGCGCGCAUCAUCAUCAUGUCACCAAAGACUUACCGAAAUCCGAUCAUUCCCGGGUUCAAUCCCGAUCCUUCCAUCGUCAGGGUAGGAAAGGAUUAUUUCGUGGCGACCUCGACGUUCGAGUACUUUCCCGGCGUACCGAUUUACCAUUCAGUCGAUCUUGUCAACUGGACCUUGAUCGGCCACGCGCUGUCGAGGCCUUCGCAACUAGACAUGAGGACUACCGAGCCGUCAGGUGGGAUUUUCGCUCCUACCCUACGAUACCACGAGAAGCGCAAGCGCUUUUACAUGACGACUUCGGUCGUGCAUAACCUGGCAUGGGGCAGGCCCGACGAACAUGUCGAACCGCGUGGUUUCUACGUCUGGACGGACGAUAUAUUUCAGGAGGCGCGAUGGAGCGAGCCAGUUUAUUUCGAUACUCUGGGAUUCGAUCAGGACCUCUUCUUUGACGAUGAUGGCAAAGUCUACUUGUCGACCACCUUCAAGACUCCCUUCAACGGGGAUCCCUUCGAAUACAUGGCCGUAUAUGCCAGCGAGAUCGAUCUUGAUACCGGACGCAACCUUACGCGACCGGUCCUCUUACGUAGACCUCUACCGGGAGUGAUUUCUGCGGAAGGCUCUCACAUCGUCAAAAAGGAUGGAUGGUAUUACCUUUUCACUGCCGAUAACGGCACUUUCGAUGGCCAUCAGGAGUGGGUGUCUCGCAGCAAGUCUCCAUUAGGACCCUACGCGCCUGGAGACCACAAUCCGAUCGUGUUCAAUGACCAAGAUAUGCACGUCCGGGCGACCGGGCAUAUGGACGUGGUCCAGGACACCGAGGGUGGGUGGUGGGGUGUGAUGCUAGCUGUCCGGCCGCAGACCGGCCCGGAUGGCAAGCUGCGGGGAAGCCAGUUGGGAAGGGAAACCUUCUUAGUGCCCAUCGAGUGGCCCACGGGAGGUUGGCCUGUGCUCAACGACAACAAGCCCGUGUCGACGAAGGGUUUGACAUUGGGACGGUCGAUGGCGGAUCAGCGACUUGAGCGAGAAUGGCGGGACGAUUUUGACAAAGAGACCCUUUCUCUAGGCUGGUAUCACAUCCGCACACCUUUGAAACAAGAUUGGAGCCUUACUCAUCGACCUGGAUGGCUGACUUUGUUCGGUAAUCCCUACACCAUCGACAAGCAAGAAUGUCCGACGGCUCUGUUUCGGAAACAGACUGCAUUCUCUGGCACGUGGAUCACCGAGCUCGACUUUUGUCCUUCACAGCAUGGUGACGAGGCGGGUACCACUGUGUACUAUAGUAUGUACGCAUUCAUGGCGAUAGGCAUCAGAAAGUCGGACCACCCUGAGGUGGGCAGGUAUGUAUUUCUUCGGUGGGUCGAUCCGGACACCAGCGAGCGAAAGGAAAAGCGCCAUGACCUGGACGGGCUAGAAGCUGUACAGUUUCGGAUCGAAGCGAAACCUGAAAGCUACACGUUCUCUUUCAAGGUCGCAAAGGAUGCAUCAUGGACCGAGGUUGGCAUGUUGCCCAUGCGGGUUUUGAUGGAACAAUCGGCACGAGAGUCGGUAUUUACGGGCACACACUUGGGGAUAUACGCUCAAGGAUGGGGGAGCACAUCGUGUUUGCAGCCUGCUUCAUUCAGUUUUGCGAGUUUUACGGAGAAUGACGAGUUGUAA
Molecule: messenger RNA, 1760 nt
Organism: Filobasidium floriforme
Lineage: Eukaryota; Fungi; Basidiomycota; Tremellomycetes; Filobasidiales; Filobasidiaceae
Product: putative glycosyl hydrolase
Exons: 5
Coding region: 123-1760 (545 amino acids)
Biological process (GO): carbohydrate metabolic process
Molecular function (GO): hydrolase activity, hydrolyzing O-glycosyl compounds
Source: RefSeq, a predicted model, not a curated record